AUGCGUCUCUCACCAUGUCUCGUCCUUGCAGGUCUGUCAAUGGGCGUGAACGCCUUCUAUCCAUUUGAGAUCAAGCUUGACUCGCCAGCGAGUGUCUCGACAUUGGAGACACUGCAACGUCGAUUUUUACCCUGGACCCUCCAACCGGAUGACUCCACGAAAGACAACACGGACGCCAAGCCAUUGACCCUCAGCAUCACAAAGCUCCCCGUCCGCCGUGAUGAUUCCUACACCAUUGUUGAGGCCAAUACUCCGACUCUACCCAACAGUGCCCCACUGGAUCAAAAUGGAAACGAUUACUCCUAUUUCUCAAUGGUGGAAGUUGGGUCGCAGAAAGAACAAAUGUGGUUGGCCCUUGAUACUGGAUCCCCAAGUACCUGGGUAUUUGGUUCCGACUGCACGGACUCGGUGUGCACACGCCACAACACCUUCGACACAGAUAACUCAACCAGCUACACCUCGAACAGCUCGUCUAUCACUGUUGGUUAUGGAAGCGGUACCAUCAAGGGUGGCUUGGGUCAAGACAAACUGUCAAUUGCGGACAUGGAUGUCACCCUUACAUUUGGACAAGCCACCUCGGCAACAUCGGCCUUUGCAAACUAUCCUAUAGACGGAAUUCUUGGACUGGGCCGAUCAGGAACUGCGGGAUGGACGAUUCCCUCAUUCAUGGAUGCCGUCGCACAGGCUGGCUAUCUCUCCUCUAAUAUUGUUGGGUUCAGUCUAUCGCGCGCUGCAGAUGAUGCGAGAACUGGCGAGGUCAACUUUGGACGACUUGAUACUACCAAAUUCAACGGCAACAUCAGCUAUACCGCUACCGACUCAGACAUAUGGUCCAUUCCCCUGGGCGAUGCCUACGUGAAUGGCAAGGCGUGCGGCUUCUCAGGCAAAUCCGCUACCAUCGAUACUGGCACCACGUAUAUCCUGAUCCCACCUGCGGAUGCAGCAACAUUGUUCGCCAAAGUUCCCGGUUCCGUGAAAUCGGGUGACAAUUAUAUCAUUCCGUGCAACUCCACCACAUCAAUUGAGUUUGAAUUUUCUGGUAUCAAGUACUCUAUCUCGCCUGAGGAUUAUAUUGGUGGCUCAAGUACAGAUGGUUGUGCGUCGACUAUUGUGGGCUAUCAAUCCUCCGGAGUCGACCACUGGCUCGUUGGUGAUGUUUUCCUGAAAAACGUGUACUCGGUCUUUGAUUUCGACAAUGCCCAGAUUGGCUUUGGAACGCUGGAUAACGCCACUGCCACUGGGAAUGGGACUUAUAAGGUCCCUUCAAGUGUCACUACGAUUGCAGGCUCUGCCGCCACCGGAAAAAGUACUGCUACUGCCGCUGCAGCGGCUUCAACAACGUCCAUGACAUCUCUCAACUCAGGAUCUCACUUUUCGGUCACAGUUGUACCUUCGCUCUUGGUAAUAAUCGCCGCCAUCUUUGUUUAA
Penicillium verhagenii is the source of this 1428-nucleotide messenger RNA. RefSeq names its product pepsin-like aspartic protease. Lineage: Eukaryota; Fungi; Ascomycota; Eurotiomycetes; Eurotiales; Aspergillaceae. The coding region runs from base 1 to 1428 and encodes 475 amino acids. Gene Ontology annotation, molecular function: aspartic-type endopeptidase activity. The transcript has a single exon. Gene Ontology annotation, biological process: proteolysis. The record is from RefSeq and is a predicted model, not a curated record.